UUUUGUUUUUUGAUUGACUAGUCCGUAGGCAUAAUCGAGAGGAGAAAGGAAACCUCCCGAUCCAAUCCUGAUGACGUCUUCCGCCGGCGACGGCGCGGAGCUCAUCCUGUCGCUGCCGGAGGACGUCCUCGCCCUCGUCUCCGCGCACCUCCGCCCGCGAGACCUCCUCGCGCUCUCCGCCGCCUCGCGCAGCCUCCGCCACGCCGUCUCCACCGCCGACAAGGCAUGGCUCGCCCAGUGCCGCCGCCUCCUCCCCGCCGCGUCCCAGCUCAUCGCCUGGCGCGCCGCGCUGGGGGACUCCUCCCUCGCCGUCUGCCGCUUCCUCCACUCCGCCUCCCCGCUCCUCGGCCUCUGGGCGCACCAGAACCCCGAGCUCGGCAACCUCGUCGUCGCGCUCCCGGGCUUCCUCUCCCUCGUCGCCGUCCGCUCCAUCCCCCAGGAGCUCUCCCCGCGCCUCCUCUGGGCACCCGUCUUCGAGCUCCUCGCCGACGCCCGCGGCCACCCGGCCUUCCUCUUCCUCCACGGCGCCGACGACCACUCCCUCUUCCCCGGCCUCCUCGCCUCCCUCCACCCCCACGCCAACACUCUCCUCCUCGAGGCCCACACCUGCCUGCCCCCCGUCUCUCACUUCUCCCGCCUCGCCUUCGCCGACCGCCGCCGCCUUCUCAACGCCCUCGUCGCCGCCUGCCGCGUCACCCUCCCGCCGGACCUCGCCACUGCCCCGCUCUUCGCGCGCUCCGACGACGACCUCCCGCUGCUCGCCGCGCGCCGGGAGGCGAUGCUGCGCCUGCACGGCGACGCAGGCGGGGGCAUGGUGCGGAGGACGGAAAUCGAGGCGCAUCUGAUCGGGGCUAAGAAGAUGGCGCUACCGACCGACACUGCCGGAGACAGGAUGCGGCUGCGGAGGAGCUUCUCGGCGGUUGCCGGGUAUGUCAGGAACAGCCUGCGGCAGAUGGUGAGCCGGUCAGCGUCCGCGAAUUCCAGGGCUGAGUAUGCCCACCCCAAGCAUCUGCCACUGGAUGAGUUCAUGCGCGCCGGAGAGAGUGUUGGUCUGAGCCUCCGGGGUGCCCGGAUGCGGCUGUCUAUCUACCGCAAUUGGCCAAGCAUGCACGACAACCGGUUCGCGCUCUACAAGCUGACGAUGCAGCUGCCCUUGCCUGGCCGGGAGUAUGCUGGUUUGUGGGGAGGCACAUUCGGGUGGCCACCAGGGCAGCCGGAGGAUGAGCGCAAACCUGGAAAGGCGCUCUUCUUCCUGCUGCUCUCGUAUGAGGAUGACAGCGAAGGGAAGCUUCAGCUGAUUGCAACCAAGGUGUUGGAGGGUACACACUAUGUUGUGCAUCCGAACGGGUCCUCUAUGUUUAUCGUGAGGGUCGGUGAGCCAUCCACAGAGCCCUUUCCAUGGCAGACUGAUGAGGAGUCGCGGGGUGUGGAGGUCAAGAGAAGCUUUGCCGGGGACGGCAUUGCCAAUGGUUAUGGGUUCAGGUAUCCUGGCUUAAAGCCUGGAUCGCUGUUUGUCCUCCAGGAUGGCCGGCUUGCCUUUGUUUGGAGAGAGAACAAGGCUGUCCUCACCUUGCAAAGGCUGGACCUAGAGGAAAUGAUAAGAAGAGGGGAGCGUGUGCCUGCAUUGCCGCCGAUACAGAACUUUGCUUACCUCACAAAGUCUUACUCCAAUGUCUUUGCCGUGCCACAUGGCAGCAACACAAGCUGCCCAGUUUCUCCAAGCCAGGUAAGAGACAGGGCUGGUGAAUUGUUAUGAUGUUAUCACCUGAUACAGAGGCGAUGCGAAAGAUCGUUCGUGGUUCAUGUUAUGCAGUUCUUGCCAUAUGCCUUGUAAUGAAGGUCUGAAACCCCCAUUUUCCCCCCAAAUGGUUGGCCAGUCACCGUGAAUUGAUAUGCUUCGAUGUACCGCUGCUGCCACUUGUGGAAGGAGCAUGUUUAGCAGUGUUAAUAUGGUAUAUUUGUGUCCUGAAGGAAAUGGCACCAUAUAUCCAUCUGUGUGUGUGCCCGCAGUAAAUUAAAAUGUCAAAAUUUAGCAAAUGAGCUGCAAUCCCAGAUCCAGCCUAUGGAUGAUAAUGCCAGGUGUUGAAAUGGCAUGAGUUGAAAGGUACAUUUAUGUGAAAUUGCAAAUUUGGAGGUAUACACAGCUGGCUGACUAGCACAAGUUGAAGCUGGCACGGUAAUUAUUUUGCCAUGAUAUAUCUCUGGGUGAAUCGGUGGUGUAUUCAUUAUGGCAGAAGAAGCAUAAAAGUGAAAAAACGUGGGGAGAAAAAGGCUGCAAAGUUGACCUUGUUUCUUCUUCCUUGAUAGUUGUCAUGAAAAGUGUUCUUCCUAGUGGAUUUUUGCAGUUCAUAUCUUCUAUAGUUGCAUCCCCCUCUAGUGGUUUUGGAUGCUUUUCCCACAUAAACAUUUGAGUACCGGGUCGGGCAGCAAAACCCAUUAAAAAAAGUUUUUUUUAUUUGCUUUAUGUAUCUUUUCAAACUCCUUGUCUAUUCAUUUAGAGGAGAACGAUCAAAUAACUGUCCAUGUUGAAUUCUAGCAAUAUAUUAAAAAUAAAUUCCAAGAGAGUACUGUCA
This is a messenger RNA of Oryza brachyantha (malo sina), 2573 nucleotides long. Its product is annotated as F-box protein At5g39450. Gene Ontology annotation, molecular function: protein binding. The transcript has 2 exons. Lineage: Eukaryota; Viridiplantae; Streptophyta; Magnoliopsida; Poales; Poaceae. The coding region runs from base 71 to 1756 and encodes 561 amino acids. The record is from RefSeq and is a predicted model, not a curated record.